AUGGACCUGCUAACAUUUGAUAAGGACAACCAUGACCGUAUUCAGGCAGUGGAAAACUCAUUUGGUCCUUCAGGGAGUUCUCUGUCCCAGCCGGGUCGGAUUCUGAUAGGAGAGGGCCAUCUGACGAAGCAGGGUCAUCGGAAAACACAGCCUAAGGCCUUCUUCCUCUUCAGUGAUGUUCUGAUGUACGGCAGCAUCAUCCUCAGCGGUCGCUGGCAUAAAAAUCAGAAGAUUAUCCCUCUAGAGAACAUCCAGCUGGAGGACAUGGAAGAUGGUGUAGUAUUUAAGAACCAAUGGCUGAUACGUACACCAUGCAAGUCUUUCUUUGUGGCCGCUCCUUCACUGGAGGUUAAGCAGGCCUGGAUGGAGCACAUUGAAGAAUGUCGGUCCAACCUGCUGCAGUGUAGCAGCCGCCAACCAGGGUCUACCUUUGCUGUUUCCUGGAUCCCAGACCGCGCCUCCUACAAAUGCAUGCGCUGCUUACACAAGUUCACUGCAACCAACCGUCGACACCACUGCCGUAAAUGUGGCUUCUUGGUCUGCAAUUCAUGCUCCAAACACCGAGCAGUGAUAGGACACAUUCACCCCACUAAGCGGUUGAGAGUCUGCAAGCUCUGCCACACGAGCAAUGAGGAAGUGGCUGAGGAGAUACCUCGCCAAAGGGGAGACAGCACUGAAAAGAACAGCUCAGAGGAGGAUGAUUUGGCAGCAUCCAGUGAUGAAGAGGAGGUGGAUGAGGUGAUGCAGGACCAGCUCCCAGCAGGUGGCUGGACUCCAAGAUGGGGCCAGAAGGGUACCUAUGUUUACGCAAAACCAAUGCAUCUGCAGCCUUAG
Messenger RNA from Thunnus maccoyii (southern bluefin tuna), 834 nucleotides. Its product is annotated as pleckstrin homology domain-containing family F member 2-like. Lineage: Eukaryota; Metazoa; Chordata; Actinopteri; Scombriformes; Scombridae. Gene Ontology annotation, molecular function: phosphatidylinositol binding; metal ion binding. Bases 1 to 834 code for a protein of 277 amino acids. The transcript has 2 exons. The record is from RefSeq and is a predicted model, not a curated record.